CACCGGCGCCUCCGCCUCCGCGGCCGCCAUUCCUGCGCUCCCGGCCGGCAGGUGCCAGAGCAGAGCUUUCUGAAGACUUCCUCCUAGAGACGACUGGGAAGUUUCGAGACCCCAGACACAGAUUUCUCCGGAAGGUCGGAAAGAAGCCUGUGACAGGAGGCUCGUGACGUUUGCAGAGACGAGAGCCACCUGACCCCCAAGCGUGCUGAGAAAUGUGGGUCCUCAGAGGUCACGGUGCCCGUCAGCUCCAGGCAGGGCUGCGGGUCAGGGCCCCGGGGCUGUGAGUGACCCCCGGACACUCGCCGUGGCCUCGCCCCCACAGGCAUCGCUGCGGAAGCCCUGUCGCCCCGCCAGGAGGAUGUGUGCCCGCACCGGGGGGCCGCUCACCGCCCUCGCCGUGGUGUUUGGGGCAGCGGUGGCGUUUGCACCCAUACCUAGGAUCACCUGGGAGCACACAGAGGUGCAGCUGGCACGGUUCCACCAGCCGGGCAUCUUCAACUACUCGGCCCUGCUGCUGAGCGCGGACGCGGACACCCUGUACGUGGGCGCCCGGGAGGCUGUGUUCGCCGUGGACACUCUCAACGUCUCCCAGAAGCGGCACGAGGCGUACUGGAAGGUCUCGGAAGACAAGCAAGCCAGAUGCGCAGAAAAGGGGAAGUCCAGACAGACCGAAUGUCUCAACUACAUCCGAGUGCUCCAGCCGCUUGGCACCACUGCCCUUUACGUGUGUGGGACCAAUGCCUUCCAGCCGGCCUGUGACCACCUGGACCUGGCGUCCUUUCAGUUCCUGGGGAGACACGAAGACGGCAAAGGAAGGUGUCCCUUCGACCCGGCGCAGAGCUACACGUCGGUGAUGGUUGACGGGGAGCUGUACUCCGGGACGUCCUACAACUUCCUGGGCAGCGAGCCCAUCAUCUCCCGGAACUCCUCCCACAGUCCUCUGAGGACGGAGUACGCUAUACCUUGGCUCAACGAGCCCAGCUUCGUGCACGCCGAGGUGCUGGGCGGGAGCGCGGACGGCGUGGAGGGCGGGGACGACCGGGUGUACUUCUUCUUCACGGAGGUGUCCGUGGAGUUCGAGUUCCUCUCCAAGCUGCUGAUCCCCCGGGUGGCGCGGGUGUGCAAGGGGGACCAGGGCGGCCUGCGGACCCUGCAGAAGAAGUGGACGACCUUCCUGAAGGCCCGGCUGCUCUGCGGCCGGCCCGACGGCAGCCUCUUCUUCAACGUGCUGCGCUCCGUGUUCGUGCUCCGGGCCCCGGACCUGCAGGAGCCUGUGCUCUACGGGGUCUUCACCCCGCAGCUGAACAACGUGGGGCUGUCAGCCGUGUGCGCCUACAGCCUGUCCGCGGCCGAGGAGGUCUUCGCCCGGGGGAAGUACAUGCAGAGCGCCACCGUGGAGCAGUCCCACACCAAGUGGGUGCGCUACAGCGGGCCCGUGCCCUCGCCCAGGCCCGGGGCGUGCAUCGACCGCGAGGCGCGGGCCGCCAACUUCUCCAGCUCGCUCAGCCUGCCCGACAAGACGCUGCAGUUCGUCAAAGACCACCCUCUGAUGGACGACUCUGUGACCCCGACGGGCAGCGGGCCCAGGCUGGUCAAAAGCGGGGUGAACUACACCCAGAUCGUGGUGGACAGGACCCGGGCCCUGGACGGGACUGCCUACGACGUCAUGUUCGUCAGCACAGACCGGGGCGCCCUGCACAAGGCCAUCAGCCUGGAGGGCGACGUCCAUAUCAUCGAGGAGACUCAGCUCUUCCCAGACCGAGAGCCAGUGCAGACCCUGCUGCUGUCCGCCCUGAAGGGCAGACGCUUCAUCUACGCCGGCUCCAACUCGGGCGUGGUGCAGGCCCCCGUGGCCUUCUGCGGGAAGCACAGCACCUGUGAGGACUGCGUGCUGGCCCGGGACCCCUACUGCGCCUGGAGCCCAGCCCCGGCGGCCUGCGUGGCCCUGCACCAGACCGAGAGCCCGGGCAGGGCCCUGAUCCAGGACAUGGGCGGCGAGGUGUCCGCGUGCCCCGAUAAAAGUAAGGAAAGCUCCCGGCAGCAUUUUUCCCAGCCUGGCGGCACCGCAGAGCUCACAUGCUCCCCGAAGUCCAACCUGGCGCGGGUGGUGUGGAGGUUCCGGAGCGACGUGCUCAGGGCCGAGGGCCCCAAGUACGGCCUGGUGGGCGGGACCCUGCUCAUCUUCAACCUGUCGGAAGGGGACAGCGGGGCGUACCAGUGCCUGUCGGAGGAGAGGGUCAGGAACAAGACGGUCUCGCGGGUGACGGCCAGGCACGUGCUGGAGGUCAGGACGGUGCCCCGGGCUCCGGGGGCCUCCUCCUCGCCGGCCCCCAGCACGGAAGGUGCCGGGAUCCCCCCUGACGAGUCCGUGGGGUCCGUCCGAGGCUCCUCUCCCCAGACCCCGGCCGGGCGGCUCGCCACGCCCUCCGGCCCGGCGCCCACCGGCACGUCCUGCGAGCCGAAGGUCGUCAUCCACACUGUGCCCCAGGUGCAGUCGGAGAAGACCCUGUACCUCCAGGCCGGCAACGACCGCCUCCUCCUGUCCCUCUUCCUGCUCUGCUUCCUGCUCUGCCUCGGCCUCCUCGCCUACAACUGCUACAACGGCUUCCUGCCGGGCCGCUGCCUCGGGGUGCGCUCCGCGCUGCUGGGCAAGAAGCAGCCGGCCCCCGACUUCGCCGACUGCGAGCAGAGCGUGAAGGAGACGCUGGUGGAGCCGGGCAGCUUCUCCCAGCAGAACGGGGGGCAGCCCCGGCCGGCGCCCGACACCGGCUACGAGACCGAGCAGGACACCACGGCCAGCAGGGCGCCCACCGACAGGGAGGACUCGCAGAGGAUCGACGAGCUCCCGGGCAGGGACAAGCCCUUCGACGUCAAGUGCGAGCUGAAGUUCGCCGACUCGGACGCGGACGCGGACUGAGCUGCCGCGGGGUCCUGUGUCCGGCGCCGCCGGCAGCCGUCCUCGGCCACCCUCGGUCUUGUGUCUUUUCUCGUGGGGUGAACUCGUGACCUGGUUUCUCUCUGUGCUUUCGGAAAGCGGCGGGCGUCCCGGGGCCUCCUGGUCAGUUGGGGGGCCUGAGACGUGCCCGCGGGCGGGGCGGGGCCGGGCCGCACCCAGCGUCACCUGGGAAAGCAGCCCUGAGCGGCCGUCCGGAGGGGGGGAAGGGUGUGGUUGGCGAGGGGCCGGGGUCGCCUGUUGUCCGGGUCGGCACGAAGCUCUUCUUCGACGUGACUGUUGUUGGGUUUUGCUUUGAGUUGAAGUGUUGGGUCAUUUACUUUUUAAGUCGCUAAAGCAGAUGUCUCAAUAUUUAGAGGAUGCGCAUCUUCUGGUUUUGUUGUAUGUUAGGGUAGGCUGUGGCUUCCGUUGCUGGAGAUUCUCAGGGAUAAACUUACUUUUGCUAAAAGCGUUCUCGCUGCUUUUUGAAACGCAGACAAGGCCGCCUCCUGAGCACAGUGACUUUUUAAACAUUCCUCACGGGGGGCGUCCUUUGGCGGAGUUUCUUUCUGUUCCGUUUUUCUCGUUUUAAGUCUUGAAGGGGAGCAGGCGCGGAGGAUUGCCCCGUGGCCCCCGCAGGGUUUUGAGCGAGGGCGGUGGCCCCCGGGAGAGCCGGGCUGGCCCGCAGCACGGGGCCGAGUGUUUCACGGCCCCUGGCCACAGCCUCCUGUCCCGUGGAGUCCGAUCAUCCGAACGGCAUUUCCUUUGGCUUCCAUUCCACACCCCCCUCGCACCAGCCUUUCCACGUGGCCGACCUGAGCAUCCACGGCCUGAGAGAGCGGGGAGGGCGGGCGCGUCCACGUGCUGG
Molecule: messenger RNA, 3800 nt
Organism: Pipistrellus kuhlii (Kuhl's pipistrelle)
Lineage: Eukaryota; Metazoa; Chordata; Mammalia; Chiroptera; Vespertilionidae
Gene: SEMA4D
Product: semaphorin 4D
Exons: 16
Coding region: 359-2917 (852 amino acids)
Biological process (GO): ossification involved in bone maturation; negative chemotaxis; axon guidance
Molecular function (GO): chemorepellent activity; semaphorin receptor binding
Source: RefSeq, a predicted model, not a curated record